AUGCAGGUACAUGCCGCAGAAUCAGGUGCCUCUGCGGUUGCAACUCAGGACACAGCCACUCGGGUGACAGAUGAUGUGGAGGUGGUGCUUCAAGCCACUGCCUCCGCUCCCGGAGGCUGCGAGCUGCGCAUACAGAGCCAGCUGAGGGGCUCAGAGGCGAGUCCCAUGGCGGCCUUCCUGAUGGUCGCUCACCACUAUGAGGAGAGGGCACGGUCCCUGGACAUCAUCACCUCCGCCCUCCUCCAGAAACGGCCCAAGAUCCUCCCUCGAGCAGUGGUGCGGGAGCUGGCGAUGGCGGAGCGAGCGGGGACGCUCGCUCACCCCGCCAUGUCCUUGCUGGGCUACGCCUCUCUGCGCCGCCUGGCCAGGCCUUUGCUCCCUGAGCUUGAGGACCGGCUACGCAGCGCGCUGCUCGCCUGGUACGCACGCAAGGCCCCUCCCAAGGAGGCGGCGACGGACGCUGUGCUCAUGCGCUUCUCCUCCUCGCAGGCACGCGGCCCGGCGGCCGAGGCCCUGCCCCGCCUGCAGCUGUCCCUGACGGCCCGGGCAACGGGCAUCGUCCCCCGCCAGGUCAGCCACCCGGCCUCCCUGAGCAUGCUGGGGCACCUCGUGGCAGCCGCGCGGAAGCUGGAGCGCUGCGCCGAGCCGGACCUGCUGCCGGCCAUGUCGCGCAUGGCGCUGGACGGCACGCUGGGCAUGCUGCGCCCCCCCGACGCCUUCGAGCUGGGCGUGCCCACGGGGGACGACGCCGGCGCGACCCUGGCGGUGCCGGGGUCGGGGCGGGAGCUGGAGCUCCUGCGCGCCGCGCUGUCCGCGCUGCUCUGCGGCGACUUUGGGCGCCGCCCAGGGCGCGAGGCCUGGUUCCCCAGGGACGCGCGGCUCCGCGUGCGGGCCGUGGGCCCUGGCUGCGAGCUGGAGGUCGGGCCCGGGGACACGGGGGCGGAGCCCCUGCGCGUCGCGCUGGACGCGCCGCGCAUGUGGGAGCUGGUGGACUGCAUCGACGCGCUGGCGGCCCUCUUCCCCGCCGCCUUUGCCGAGCUGGCCCCCCUGCCGCUGACCGCAGCCUCACCCGUGCAGGGCGGCCUGGACAGUGUCGUCAGCAGGUGGCUCCACUGGUGGCGGGGGUGA
Molecule: messenger RNA, 1128 nt
Organism: Auxenochlorella protothecoides
Lineage: Eukaryota; Viridiplantae; Chlorophyta; Trebouxiophyceae; Chlorellales; Chlorellaceae
Exons: 5
Coding region: 1-1128 (375 amino acids)
Source: RefSeq, a predicted model, not a curated record